AUGUCAACUACCACAGACCAUAGCAACGAAGCGGAAGAGAGGCUCUUAUCCUCUCAGUCCAGCAGCUAUGACGACGACAUACUGGAGGAAAUUGCGUCGAAGCAGGUGUUAAAUCAUUAUCCAAGACGAUUCCCUUGGAGGAAGAUCUUUCAAGGCAUUGGCUAUUCCACAUCCGGAGCCAUCUUGGUCUUUUCAUUUGCUUUGGCAGCAUACUUCCUAGACUCACCCACGAAAAUGUCUACCAUCGUCCCAGAAUGGAGUGUCGUUGACGGUGGACAGACCUUUCGCGCCUGGGAGCCGUCCUCAGCAUGCGGGCAUACGCCCAACGAAGCCCGCGCAGCAGGUUGCAUCUACGAUGACGUUCUGCUCCACUGGAUGCCGACACAAUGCUCUUCUCCCGAACUCAUUGACGAAUUUGAGCACGUAUGGCCGUGGGAGUUCUUUGAGGACCAAAAUGCGACAAAGGCCAUCACUCUACCCCAAGUUAUGAAGGGCACGCAAGACAUAAAAUGGGUGUCUAUGGAUCUUCAUCGUUGGCAUUGUGUUGCAACAUGGAAAAUUCUCAGCAGCGCCGCACGAUGGAAAACAACAGUUCCGGCUUAUGCUAUCAACUGGAAUCACUCAACACACUGUGCCGAUCAUGUGUUGAUAAAUAUGCACGUCGAAGACCCGUUCGCUAUCAACUCACAUCUCGACAUUGAGUACACACCAUGUGUAACUCUGGCAGAGGACAGAUCACUAGGAAGGGCAAGAGAGUGGUGA
Colletotrichum costaricense is the source of this 762-nucleotide messenger RNA. RefSeq lists its product as uncharacterized. NCBI's taxonomy places the organism in Eukaryota, Fungi, Ascomycota, Sordariomycetes, Glomerellales, Glomerellaceae. The transcript has a single exon. The record is from RefSeq and is a predicted model, not a curated record. Bases 1 to 762 code for a protein of 253 amino acids.